Phragmites australis (common reed) is the source of this 1954-nucleotide messenger RNA. RefSeq names its product UDP-glycosyltransferase 87A1-like. Bases 84 to 1613 code for a protein of 509 amino acids. The transcript has 3 exons. Gene Ontology annotation, molecular function: UDP-glycosyltransferase activity. Lineage: Eukaryota; Viridiplantae; Streptophyta; Magnoliopsida; Poales; Poaceae. The record is from RefSeq and is a predicted model, not a curated record.
AAAAAAACUUGUAUGCAUGCGUGCUGUCAUGCAAGGGCUAACAUACGCUUUUGUCUGAGUAUGAAAAAGAAGUGCAAUCCACCAUGUUAAACACAACAGUUGAUCUUUCUGCGUCUCAUUGCAACACAGAAGAAGGUAGAGUAGAAAAGUGGCGAUUUUUUCAACAGGAACUCCGACGCAAUACGCAAACAGCAAAAAAGAUGGAUGCGGCGGCGGCGGCGGCGGCUCGGCACGUGGUAGCCGUACCGUACCCGGGCCGCGGCCACAUCAACCCCAUGCUCGUCGUGUGCCGCCAGCUCGCCGCCGCGGACAGCGCCCUCACCGUCACCAUCGUCGUCACGGAGGAGUGGCUCGCGCUGCUGGCCUCUGCGGGGGUGCCCCCCACUCUUCCCGAGCGCGUCCGCCUCGCCACCGUUCCCAACGUCAUCCCCUCCGAACGUGACCGCGGCGCCGACCACGUCGGAUUCAUCGAUGCCGUGCGCGACAAGAUGCGGGAGCCAUUCGAGAGGCUGCUCGACCGGCUGGUGUUGGAGCGGAGGCCGGUGGCGAUCCUGGCCGACACCUACCUGACGUGGGGGGUGGCGGUCGGCGCGCAGCACGGGAUACCUGUGUGCUCGCUGUGGACCAUGCCAGCCACGUUCUUCUUGGCGCUCUACCACCUGGACCGGUGGCCGCUGGCGGAUGGCCGUGAGGGGGAAGAAGAACAAAGCUGCAAGUCAUUGGAUCAAUAUGUCCCAUUCCCAGCCCUCUCACAAGUAAAAUGUUCUGAUAUCAAUAUCUUCCCCUCCUGGGAGCUGUCAAUGAAACGAUCGGCCGAAGUGUUCUCUAACGUUCGCAAAGCACAGUGUGUCCUCUUCACCUCUUUCUAUGAGCUUGAAGCCUGUGCCAUCAAUGGAAUAUCACAAGUGGUUCCAUACCCCAUAUAUACAGUUGGUCCUUCAAUUCCGCAUAUGCCUCUUGAACGUCACACGGACAAGAUUCACCAUGAGAAAUACUCCAAUUGGUUGGAUGCCCAACCAAAAAACUCAGUGUUGUACGUCUCAUUUGGUAGCUAUGUGUCAUUGUCAACCUCUCAGUUGGAAGAGAUUGCCAUUGGGCUGCAUGACAGUGCAGUUAGAUUCUUCUGGGUGGCCCGGGACAACGCUACCACCACCAGUCUACAUCAUAUCUCUGGUGACAAGGGCUUGGUGGUGCCAUGGUGUGACCAGCUGAAGAUCCUGUGCCAUCCCUCGAUCGGUGGCUUCAUGAGCCAUUGUGGGUGGAACUCGACCCUGGAGGCCGUGUUCGUGGGAGUGCCUCUUCUUGCCUUUCCUGUUGCUUGUGAUCAAUUGGUGAAUGGUCGGCUUGUAGCCAAUGAAUGGAAGACCGGCAUCAACUUGAGGGAGCAGAAAAGGGAGGAUGGUAUUGUUAGCAGGGCUGCAAUCUCUGCUGCUGUGACAAAGCUAAUGGAUUUGGAUAAUGGUGAUAGCCAAGAGAUGAGAAGAAGAGCUGCAGAAUUGCGUGACGCUUCACGUAGCGCAAUUCAGGAAGGUGGAUCAUCGUGGUCUGCUUUGGACAGUUUCGUGAAAUAUCUCAUUGAAAGAAGUCUCAAUGCUGCAAAAACUUCUCACUAGUUUUUGCUUCAUCAAGUACGUACAGUUGGGGAACAAAGAAAUGUUGCUUAUAGCAAAAAAUGAUGCACUCCUGCACUGCAAAGACUAAUAUCAACUAUCAAGGCCCCAAUUCAGAUAUGAACUUUUGCUUCAAAACAUUCAGAUGAGAUUCAUCUCAUGUUGAAUAAUUACUCAGUUUGGCUUGAUAAGCCACUUGUACCUUUCACCUUGUAUAACCUCAGUUCUCAGUUGGAGAAGAGUGAUAAUGAUCUCACAAAAACUCUGUGCUCAUGCAGAAACUUGUUAGUAAUUUCUGCUUCAUAUAACAGUUGGGAAAUAAUGAAGAGCUUGUAUUUUAUUAA